CGGAAUUGGUGAAAAAUGCCCCUGGCGGGGUCACGUGAUCCUCCCUCAGCACUUCCCGCCCGGCAGCUCUCGCGAGACCUCGCGCUUCCCUCCGCCAGCGCUCUCCCGAGAUCUUGCCCUCCAGACGAAGAGGGCGACCUCCACUCUCGCGAGAUCUGGGAGCCGCGCUCAGCCGGCGCUCUCGCGAGAGCCGCGCGCGCCGCCGCCGUUCCCGCCGCUGAGGCAGCGGCCGCGCUCCCCCCGCCCUCCCUCCCCCUCCCGCCCGGGGCCGCUCUCCCGGGGCCGCCCUCGCUUCUCUCUCUCUUUCCGCGCGCCUCUCGCGAGGCUUCGGGGCCGCGCUGCCGCCAGCGCCUCGCGAGAUCUCGCUCUCAUCAGCGUGCCGCAGCUCCCGGCUCCCUCCCCCUCUCAGCGACCGGGCCGGGCCGAGGAUGGACUGGGAGUGAUUCCCGGCGGAGCACGAGGACCAGAACCCCCAAAAUGAAAGUGGAUCGGACGAAACUGAAGAAAACCCCCACGGAGGCGCCCGCCGACUGCCGGGCCCUCAUCGAGAAGCUGAAGGGCUGCAGCGAUGAGCAGCUGGUGACAGAACUGCAGCAGAUCAAGACAUGGAACAUUGGGAAGUGCGAGCUGUACCACUGGGUGGACCUGCUGGACCGCUUCGACGCGCUGCUGGCCGAGGCGGGCCGGCCGGUGGAGGCCAUGAGCUGGAUGCUGGCCUGCGACCGGCCCGAGCGCCAGCCCCUCAAGGCCCUGCUGCUGGCCCUGCUCAACUUCACGGCCCUGCUCAUCGAGUACAGCUUCUCCCGCCACCUCUACAGCUCCAUCGAGCACCUGACCACGCUGCUGGCCUCCUCGGACAUGCACGUGGUGCUGGCCGUGCUCAACCUGCUCUACGUGUUCAGCAAACGCUCCAACUACAUCACCCGCCUGGGCUCCGAGCGCCGCGGGCCCCUGCUGGCCCGCCUGCAGCACCUGGCCGAGAGCUGGGGUGGAAAGGAGAAUGGAUUCGGGCUGGCUGAGUGCUGUCGGGACCUGCACAUGAUGAAAUACCCCCCCAGUGCCACCACCCUGCACUUUGAGUUCUACGCCGAGCCGGGCGUCGAGGUGAAGGUGGACAAGAGGGCCACCAGCACCACCCUGCACUACAUCCACAUCGAGCAGCUGGACAAGAUCUCAGAGAGCCCCUCGGAAAUCAUGGAGUCCCUGACCAAGAUGUACAGCAUCCCCAAGGACAAGCAGAUGCUGCUGUUCACCCACAUCCGCCUGGCCCACGGCUUCUCCAACCACAAGAAGCGGCUGCAAGCGGUGCAGGCGCGGCUCCACGCCAUCUCCAUCCUGGUGUACUCCAACGCGCUGCAGGAGUCGGCCAACAGCAUCCUGUACAACGGGCUGAUCGAGGAGCUGGUGGACGUGCUGCAGAUCACUGACAAGCAGCUGAUGGACAUCAAGGCGGCCUCCCUGCGGACGCUGACGUCCAUCGUGCACCUGGAGCGCACGCCGAAGCUCAGCAGCAUCAUCGACUGCACCGGCACCGCCUCCUACCACGGCUUCCUGCCCGUGCUGGUGCGCAACUGCAUCCAGGCCAUGAUCGACCCUUCCAUGGAGCCCUACCCCCACCAGUUUGCCACGGCGCUCUUCUCCUUCCUGUACCACCUGGCCAGCUACGACGCGGGCGGCGAGGCGCUGGUGUCGUGCGGCAUGAUGGAGGCGCUGCUCAAGGUGAUCAAGUUCCUGGGGGACGAGCAGGACCAGAUCACAUUUGUCACGCGGGCAGUGCGGGUGGUGGAUCUCAUCACCAACCUGGACAUGGCCGCCUUUCAGUCACACAGCGGGCUGUCCAUCUUCAUCUACCGCCUCGAGCACGAGGUGGACCUGUGCCGCCGUGAGUGUCCCUUUGUCAUCAAGCCCAAAGUGCAGCGCCCGCCCGCUGCCACCCUGCCCGAGGGCGAGGACAUGGAGACGGACAUGGAGGUGACCGACGUGGCCAUGGAGAGCAGCCCCGGCCCCUCGGCUGAAGCCCGGCCAGACCCGGUGCCACCAGCCCCGCCAGCCGUGCCCAGCACCAGCGCUGCCACCCCCUCCCCACGCGGCGGAGUGCAGUGCAUCCCCCAGCGCGCCGCUUUGCUCAAAUCCAUGCUGAACUUCCUCAAAAAAGCCAUCCAAGACCCCGCCUUCUCCGACGGCAUCCGGCACGUGAUGGACGGCUCACUGCCCACCUCGCUGAAGCACAUCAUCAGCAACGCCGAGUACUACGGCCCCUCGCUGUUCCUGCUGGCGACCGAGGUGGUGACGGUCUUCGUGUUCCAGGAGCCCUCGCUGCUGUCCUCGCUGCAGGACAACGGCCUCACCGACGUCAUGCUGCACGCUCUGCUCAUCAAGGACGUGCCGGCGACGCGGGAGGUGCUGGGCUCGCUGCCCAACGUGUUCAGCGCGCUGUGCCUGAACGCGCGGGGGCUGCAGAGCUUCGUGCAGUGCCAGCCCUUCGAGCGCCUCUUCAAGGUGCUGCUGUCCCCCGACUACCUGCCCGCCAUGCGCCGCCGCCGCAGCUCCGACCCCCUGGGUGACACAGCCUCCAACCUGGGCAGCGCCGUGGACGAGCUGAUGCGGCACCAGCCCACGCUCAAGACUGAUGCCACCACUGCCAUCAUCAAGCUGCUGGAGGAGAUCUGCAGCCUGGGCCGGGACCCCAAGUACAUCUGCCAGAAGCCGUCGAUGCAGAAGGCGGACGGGACGGCGGCCGCGCCGCCCCCGCGCUCGCCCCACGCCGCCGAGGAGGCCUCGAGCGAGGAUGAGGAGGAGGAGGAAGUGCAGGCCAUGCAGAGCUUCGGGGCUGCCCAGCAGAGCGAGGCAGAGCCCAGCCAGACUGUGGUAGGCACGGAGGAACGCAUCCCCAUCCCGCUCAUGGACUACAUCCUCAAUGUGAUGAAGUUCGUGGAGUCCAUCCUGAGCAACAACACCACUGAUGAUCACUGCCAGGAGUUUGUGGCCCAGCGGGGGCUGCGGCCGCUCGUCACCAUCCUGGGGCUGCCCAACCUGCCCGUGGACUUCCCCACCUCUGCAGCCUGCCAGGCCGUGGCUGGGGUCUGCAAAUCCAUCCUGACUCUCUCCCACGAGCCCAAGGUGCUGCAGGAGGGGCUGGUGCAGCUGGAGGCCGUGCUGUCGGCACUGGAGCCGCUGCACCGGCCCAUCGAGGCCCCGGGGGGCUCGGUGCUGCUGCGGGAGCUGGCCGGGGCCGGGGCCGUGCCCGACGCCACGCUCUCAGCCCAGGCCACCCCCCUGCUGCACGCGCUGACCGCCGCCCACGCCUUCAUCAUGAUGUUCGUGCACACCUGCAGGGUGGGACAGAGCGAGAUCAGGGCCAUCUCAGUGAACCAGUGGGGAUCCCAGCUGGGGCUGAGCGUGCUGGGCAAGCUGAGCCAGCUCUACUGCUCCCUGGUGUGGGAGAGCACCGUGCUGCUGUCCCUCUGCACCCCCAACAGCCUCCCCCCAGGCUGUGAGUUUGGCCAGGCUGACAUGCAGAAACUCGUCCCCAAGGAGGAGAAAACGGCCCCCAGCCCCCCCCAGGGUGGCCGCAGGGCAGAGGGCGAGGCAGAGGGCCCAGGCGCCUCGGGGGGGGCAGGCAGUGACCCCCCCCCAGCCCAGGGGCUGCUGGAGGGGAUGGGGCUGGAGGGGGAGCCCCUGGCCCCCAUGGAGACGGACGAGCCCAGCACCAGCGACCCCAAAGCCAAGGCCAAGAUCACCCCAGCCAUGGCCGCCCGCAUCAAACAGAUCAAACCCCUGCUCUCCGCCGCGCUGACCCGGCUGCUGACCAAGGGGCUGAGCUGGCAACCGCCCCCCUACACCCCCACGCCACGGUUCCGGCUGACGUUCUUCAUCUGCUCGGUGGGGUUCACGUCGCCCAUGCUGUUCGACGAGCGCAAGUUCCCCUAUCACCUCAUGCUGCAGAAAUUCCUCUGCUCCGGCGGCCACAACGCCCUCUUCGAGACCUUUAACUGGGCACUGUCCAUGGGGGGCAAGGUGCCAGUUGGGGAGGGUCUGGAGCACCCUGACCUGCCGGAUGGCACUGGCGAGUUCCUGGACGCGUGGCUGAUGCUGGUGGAGAAGAUGGUGAACCCCAGCACGGUGCUGGAGUCCCCCCACGCGCUGCCUGCCAAGGCCCCCCCGCAUGGACACCCCCCCUUCAGCGCCCUGCGCUUCCUCGUGGUCACCCAGAAGGCUGCGUUCGCCUGCAUCAAGCAGCUGUGGCAGCGGCGGCCGCUGAAGGUGUACGGCGGGCGCAUGGCCGAGUCCAUGCUGGCCAUCCUGUGCCACAUCCUGCGGGCCGAGCCGCUGCUGCGCGAGCGCCUGGGCCGCGAGAGAGAGGGGCCCGCGCCCGACGAGCCCGGCGGCGACGAGGGGGGUGCCCGCAGGGAGCCCCACGUCAACCAGCAGCAGCUGCAGCAGCUGAUGGACAUGGGUUUCUCCCGGGAACACGCCAUGGAGGCGCUGCUCAACACCAACACCAUGGAGCAGGCCACGGAGUACCUGCUCACCCACCCACCCCCGCUCAUGGGGGGCUCAGCACGGGACCUGAGCAUGUCGGAGGAGGAUCAGAUGAUGAGAGCCAUCGCCAUGUCCCUGGGCCAGGACAUCCCCAUGGAGCAGCGCGCCGAGUCCCCAGAGGAGGCCGCGUGCCGCAAGGAGGAGGAGGAGCGGCGGGCGCGGGAGCGGCAGGAGGAGGAGGAGGCCAAGUGCCUGGAGAAGUUCGAGGGGGCCGAGCCGCUGGAGGCGGCCGAGCUCGGGGCCUUCACGGACUCCAUGCUGCCGGGCUGCUCGCAGCUGCUGGACGAGCUGCCCGACACCGUGUACCGCGUCUGCGACCUGCUGAUGACGGCCGUGCGCCGCAACGGCCCGGCCUACCGGGACAGCGUGCUCAAACAGGUGGUGCAGCAGGUGUGGGAGGCGGCCGAUGUCCUGAUCAAGGCGGCCGUGCCGCUGACCACCAGCGACACCAAGACGGUGUCGGAGUGGAUCAGCCAAAUGGCCACCCUGCCCCAGGCCUCCAACCUGGCCACGCGCAUCCUGCUGCUCACCCUGCUCUUCGAGGAGCUGAAGCUGCCCUGUGCCCGUGUGGUGGAGUCCAGCUGCGUGCUGGACGUGCUGAUCAAGCUGCUGGAGGUGGUGCAGCCCUGCCUGCAGGCUGCCAAGGAGCACAAGGAGGUGCAGACCCCCAAGUGGAUCACCCCUGUGCUGCUGCUGAUUGAUUUCUAUGAGAAGACGGCCGUGUCCUCCAAGCGCCGCGCGCAGAUGAACAAGUACCUGCAGGCCACUGGCAACAACUGGCGCUGGUUCGACGACCGCUCGGGCCGCUGGUGCAGCUACAGCGCCAGCAACAACAGCACCAUCGACGCGGCCUGGCGCGCCGGGGAGCCCAGCGUGCGCUUCACGGCCGGCCGGCGGCGCUACACCGUGCAGUUCACCACCAUGGUGCAGGUGAACGAGGAGACCGGGAACCGGCGCCCGGUGAUGCUGACGCUGCUGAGACCCCCCCGGGCCGGGAAGGGCCGCGACGAGGGGGGGGCCGAGGACCCUGAGGGGAAGAACAAGGAUGAGACCCCCGCCGCAGACCCCCCUUCUACAGAUGAAGACCCCCCCUCUACCACCACCACCACCACCAGCACCACCACCACUCCCACCGCCCCCUGCCCAUCCCCUCCGUGCCCCACGCCGACCCCCGAGGAGCCGCGGGAGGACGCCGACGCCGAGGCUCCGGUGCGGGGCCUGGCGGAGGAGGCGGUGCCGGCCGUGCUGCGGGCGUGUGUCAGCAUGCUGGGGGUGCCGGUGGACCCCGACACGCUGCACGCCACGCUGCGCCUGUGCCUGCGCCUGACGCGGCAGCACAAGCACGCGCUGCUGUUCGCCGAGCUGCGCUCCACCCGCACCAUCCUGGCGCUCACGCAGAGCUCCGGCUUCACCGGCUUCACCCCGCUGGUCACGCUGCUCUUCCGGCACAUCAUCGAGGACCCCUGCACGCUGCGGCACACCAUGGAGAAGGUGAGGGCUGGGGAGGGGGGAUUUGGGGCUGGCUGCAUCCGCAUCGCCCUGCCCGCGCCGCGCGGCUCCGGCACCGCCUCUGACGACGAGUUCGAGAACCUGCGGAUCAAGGGGCCCAACGCGGUGCAGCUGGUGAAGACCACGCCGGCCAAGGCGGCCGCGCUGCCGCCCAUCCCCGAGCCCAUCCGCGACGUCAUCUACGACAUGCUCAACGCCCUGGCCGCCUACCAUGCCCCCGACGAGGGUGACAAGGGGGACCCCAAGAGCGCGGCGCCCAGCGAGGUGAGCCAGCUGCUGUCGGACAUUGGGGACGACAUGUACCAGCAGUACCGCAGCCUCACCCGCCCCCCCGCCGACUUCGACCCCCCUGCCGGCUUCGCCAUCAAUGCCCAGGUUUUUGCUGCUGACGGAGCUGCUGCAGAGACGCCACCCUCGGGAACCCCCCAGGGAGAAGCAUCCAGCCCCGAGGAGGGCCGCGAGGGCCGCAAGGAGAAGGAGGGGGAGCGUGGGGAGGAGCGGGGCCGGGCGCGGGGCUCCAAGCCCCUGAUGCCCACCUCGACCAUCCUGCGGCUGCUGGCCGAGCUGGUGCGCUCCUACGUGGGCAUCGCCGCCCUGAUCGCCAACUACAGCUACAGUGUGGGCCAGUCCGAGCUCAUCAAGGAGGACUGCAGCGUGCUGGCCUUUGUCCUGGACCACCUGCUGCCCCACCAGCAGAACGCCGAGGACAAGGACACGCCGGCGCUGGCGCGGCUCUUCCUGGCCAGCCUGGCCGCGGCCGGCAGCGGCACCGAUGCCCAGGUGGCCCUGGUCAACGAGGUCAAGGCCGCCCUCGGCCGCGCCCUGGCCAUGGCUGAGAGCACCGAGAAACACGCCAGGCUCCAGGCCGUCAUGUGCAUCAUCAGCACCAUCAUGGAGUCGUGUCCGUCCACCUCGAGCUUCUACAGCAGCGCGGCCAAGCCGCCCCACAACGGCAUGAACAACAUCAUCCGCCUGUUCCUCAAGAAGGGGCUGGUCAACGACCUGGCCCGUGUGCCCCACAGCCUCGACCUGUCCAGCCCCAACAUGGCCAACACGGUGAACGCGGCGCUGAAGCCGCUGGAGACGCUGUCGCGCAUCGUGAACCAGCCCAGCGGGCUCUUCGGGGCCAAGGGCUCCUCCAGCAAGAGCAAGGCCGAGGGCAACGGGGGCGCCCGCGAGGCGGGGUCUGCACCCCCCGAUGGAGGGGACCCCGGGGACCCCGAGCCCCCCGAGGAGGACGCGGAGGCGGCGCAGGCCGAGGCGGCCGACGGGGACAUGGACGGCGAGGCCGAGGGGGACACGGUGGUGCUGGCCGGGCAGCCCGAGGGGCUCAGCACCCAGGAGAUGCAGGUAGAGAAUGAGCUGGAGGAUCUCAUUGACGAGCUGCUGGAGAGGGACGGCGCCGACGGCAACAGCACCAUCAUUGUGAGCCGCUCGGCCGAGGACGAGUCGCAGGAGGAUGUUCUGAUGGACGAGGCUCCGUCGAACCUCAGCCAGGCCUCCACGCUGCAGGCCAACCGUGAAGAUUCCAUGAACAUCCUGGACCCCGAGGAUGAGGAGGAGCACACGCAGGAGGAGGACAGCAGCGGCAGCAACGAGGACGAGGAUGACAGCCAGGACGAGGAGGAGGAGGAGGAAGAGGAGGAUGAGGAUGAUCAGGACGAUGAGGAGGGUGAGGAAGGUGAGGAGGAGGAGGAUGACGAUGAUGGCUCAGAGAUGGAGCUGGAUGAGGAUUACCCCGACAUGAACGCCUCGCCCCUCGUGCGCUUCGAGCGCUUCGACCGCGACGACGACCUCAUCAUCGAGUUUGACAACAUGUUCUCUGCUGACAUCCCGCCGUCCCCGGGGAACAUCCCUGCCAGCCACCCUCUGCUGGUGCGGCACGCGGAGCACGGGGGGCUGGGGCUGGGGGCCGGCCCGGGGGGCGCCCGCCUGGCCCAGGGGCUGGGCCGGAGCCAGCGCACGCUGCGGCAGCUCACGGCCAACGCCGGCCACACCAUCCACGUGCACUACCCAGGGGCACGGCAGCCAAACCCGCCCCUGAUCCUGCAGCGGCUCCUGGGCCCCUCGGCGGCCGCGGACAUCCUGCAGCUGAGCAGCAGCCUCCCGCUGCAGAGCCGGGGCCGGGCGCGGCUGCUGGUGGGCAACGAGGACGUGCACAUCAUCGCCCGCUCCGACGACGAGCUGCUGGACGACUUCUUCCACGAGCAGGGCAGCGCGGGCAGCCAGGCAGGGACCCUGUCCAGCAUCCCCACGGCCCUGACGCGCUGGACCGAGGAGUGCAAGGUCCUGGACGCCGAGAGCAUGCACGACUGUGUGUCUGUGGUCAAGGUGCCCAUCCUGGCCCGGCUGGAGGCGCUGCGGGACGAGGAGCUGGACGAGCGGCGCGAGAAGCGCCGGCGCCAGGCGGCCGAGGACGAGGCCAAAGGCGCCGAGCGCGGCCCCGAGGACAAGGACGGGGCAGAGGCCCAGGACGCGGCGUCCAAAGCCGGCCCCGCUUCGGCCGACGUCACCCCCCCAGGUAAAUCCCCCCAGCUCACCUGGACCCCCCCCCAAACCUUUCAGGGGGUGCCCAUCCUGGCCCGGCUGGAGGCGCUGCGGGACGAGGAGCUGGACGAGCGGCGCGAGAAGCGCCGGCGCCAGGCGGCCGAGGACGAGGCCAAAGGCGCCGAGCGCGGCCCCGAGGACAAGGACGGGGCAGAGGCCCAGCCGGCCCCGCUUCGGCCGACGUCCGCCCUCCCUUCCACUCCUGCCCCCCCCGACACCGCUCAGCCUCCGGACGAUAGCUCCCCCCCGGCCUCAUCCUCGGAGAGUUCAUCCACCCGGGACUCAGCCGGGGCCAUUUCUGGGGCCGACUCGAGGGGGAUCCUGGAGGAGCCGCUGCCGUCCACCAGCAGCGAGGAGGAGGAUCCGCUGGCCGGGAUCAGCCUCCCCGAGGGCGUGGACCCGUCCUUCCUGGCGGCGCUGCCGGACGACAUCCGGCGGGAGGUGCUGCAGAACCAGCUGGGGAUCCGCCCACCUGCACGGGCCCCGCCCACCGCCAGCCCCGCCCCACCCGUGGUGGCCAACCCCGGCCUCACCGAGGUCAGCCCCGAGUUCCUGGCAGCGCUGCCCCCGGCCAUCCAGGAGGAGGUGGUGUCCCCAGUCCGUGCCGUGUCCCCGCUGUGUGACACCGGUGUCCCUGUCCCCGCAGCGUUCACCAGCCGGCUCAGCGGGAACCGGGGCGUUCAGUACACGCGGCUGGCGGUGCAGAGGGGGGGCACCUUCCACAUGGGGGGCACCGGCACCCACAGCAGGCCUGCGGGCAGCAGCGUGGACAGCCUGCUGCGCCUGCGCGGGCGGCUGCUGCUGGACCACGAGGCUCUGUCCUGCCUGCUGGUGCUGCUCUUCGUGGACGAGCCCAAGCUGAACACCAGCCGCCUGCACCGCGUCCUGCGCAACCUCUGCUACCAUGCUCCCACGCGGGGCUGGGUGGUCCGCAGCCUGCUGUCCAUCCUGCAGCGCAGCAGCGAGAGCGAGCUGUGCCUCGAGACCCCCCGCGGGACCCCCGGGCCGGGCUCCGAGGAGCGGCCGCGGGGCCGAGGCGGCGGGAGCCGCGCCGGGCCCGGCUCUGCCGCGGAGCCGCGCGGGCUGGACCUGCUGCACCGCAUGGAAUCGCGCAGCUCCGGGCAGCUCUCCUGGCUCUCCGUGUCCAUGGACGCCGCCUUGGGCUGCAGGACCAACAUCUUCCAGAUCCAGCGCGUGCCCGGCCGCAAGCACACGGAGAAACACGCGGCGGCCGCCGGCUCCGCCGUCCACAUCCACCCCCAGGCCGCGCCCGUGGUGUGCCGGCACGUGCUGGACACCCUCAUCCAGCUGGCCAAGGUCUUCCCCAGCCACUUCACCCAACAACGAGGCCGAGACCCCGCCACCGACCCGGAGCGCGACCGCGGCCCCCCCAAAUCCGGGGGCAGCCCUUGCCCUCCCCCACCCCCCCAAACCCCCCCAGCACCUUGGCCCCUUGCCACUGAUGUAUGGCCUCUAUCGGCCGGGGGGGGCCUGGAGGCGUCGCCGCUGGGGCAGCUGAUGAACAUGCUGUCGCACGGCGUCAUCCGCCGCAGCCCCCUCCUCACCGAGAAGCUGCUGCGCCUCCUGUCCCUCAUCUCCAUCGCCCUCCCCGAGGGGGGCAAGGCCGGCGAGGGGGGGGCAGCGCCCCAGAACGGAGCCCCCGCCCCCCCCGCGCCCGCCCCGCCCGCUGCAGGGGGUGGGACAGGGACGGGGACGGGGGCGGCCGCAGCCCCCGGGAGCCCCCCGGGACAGGGGAGCAACGGAGGAGGAGGAGGAGCAGCCACGGCUGGAGGAACCGCGGCCCCUGCCAAGAGCUCCAAGUCUCCUGCCAAGGUCCCCGAGGGUGGCCCUGACCCCCGGCUGGCAGCCACAGGCCUGACCGAGAGCCAGCUCCAGCUCUCCGUGGAGGUGCUGACAUCACACUCGUGCUCGGAGGAGGGGCUGGAGGACGCGGCCAAUGUCCUGCUGCAGCUGUCACGGGGCGACGCGGGGACAAGGGACACGGUGCUGCGGCUGCUGCUCAGCGGGGCCCGGCAGCUGGGGGGGGCCCUGUGCCGCCAGAUCGGGACGCUGCUGGCUGAGCUCCGUGAGUACAACCUGGAGCAGCAGCGGCGGGCACAGCUCGAGGCCCCGUCCCCCGAGGGGCUCCCCGAGGAGCAGCCCCCCAGCGCCAAGCUCAAGGGCAAAAUGCAGAGCCGCUUCGACACGGCCGAGAGCGUGGUCAUCGUGGCGUCUCAGAAGCGCGCUCUGGGCGGCCGGGAGCUGCAGCUGCCCUCCAUGUCCGUGCUGACCUCCAAGACGUCCACGCAGCGCUUCUUCCUGCGCGUGCUGCAGGUCAUCAUCCAGCUGCGCGACGACACGCGCCGGGCGCACCGCAAGGCCAAGCAGCCCGGCCGGCUGGGCGCCGCGGGGCUGGGGGCGGCCGGCAGCAUCCAGGCCGCCGUCCGGCAGCUGGAGGCCGAGGCCGACGCCAUCAUACAAAUGGUACGUGAGGGCCAGAGGGCCCGGAGGCGGCAGCAGGGAGACACGUCGGAGGCCGGGCCCGCGGACGCCGUCCCCCGGCGCGAGGAGUCGCCCAUGGAUGUGGACCAGCCCUCGCCCGCGCCGCAGGACGUGGGCCCCGAGGCCGCACAGGGUGGGGACAGGGACAGGGACAGGGACAGGGAGGAGCGGCCCCCGGAGCUGCCCCUGCUGAGCGAGCAGCUGAGCCUGGACGAGCUGUGGGACAUGCUGGGAGAGUGCCUCAAGGAGCUCGAGGAGUCCCACGACCAGCACGCCGUGCUCGUGCUGCAGCCGGCCGUCGAGGCGUUUUUCCUGGUGCACGCCACGGAGCGCGAGAGCCGCCCGCCGGUGCGGGACACGCGGGAGAGCCAGCUGGCACACAUCAAGGACGAGCCACCCCCGCUGUCCCCCGCGCCCCUCACCCCCGCCACCCCCUCUGCCCUGGACCCCUUCUUCUCACGGGAGCCCUCGGCCAUGCACAUCUCGGCCAGCCUGCCCCCGGACACGCAGAAAUUCCUGCGCUUUGCCGAGACCCACCGGACGGUGCUGAACCAGAUCCUGCGGCAGUCCACCACGCACCUGGCCGACGGCCCCUUCGCCGUGCUGGUCGACUACAUCCGCGUGCUGGACUUCGACGUCAAGCGCAAGUACUUCAGGCAGGAGCUGGAGCGCCUGGACGAGGGGCUGCGCAAGGAGGACAUGGCCGUGCACGUGCGGCGCGACCACGUCUUCGAGGACUCGUACCGGGAGCUGCACCGCAAAUCCCCCGAGGAGAUGAAGAACCGCCUGUACAUCGUGUUCGAGGGCGAGGAGGGCCAGGACGCCGGGGGGCUGCUGCGGGAGUGGUACAUGAUCAUCUCCCGCGAGAUGUUCAACCCCAUGUACGCCCUGUUCCGCACGUCGCCCGGCGACCGCGUCACCUACACCAUCAACCCCUCGUCCCACUGCAACCCCAACCACCUGAGCUACUUCAAGUUCGUGGGCAGGAUCGUGGCCAAGGCCGUCUACGACAACCGGCUGCUGGAGUGCUACUUCACCCGCUCCUUCUACAAACACAUCCUGGGCAAGUCCGUGCGGUACACGGACAUGGAGAGCGAGGACUAUCACUUCUACCAGGGCCUCGUGUACCUGCUGGAGAACGACGUCUCCACGCUGGGCUACGACCUCACCUUCAGCACUGAGGUGCAGGAAUUCGGGGUGUGCGAGGUGCGGGACCUGAAGCCCAACGGGGCCAACGUGCUGGUGACGGAGGAGAACAAGAAGGAGUACGUGCACCUCGUGUGCCAGAUGCGCAUGACCGGCGCCAUCCGGAAGCAGCUGGCGGCGUUCCUGGAAGGCUUCUACGAGAUCAUCCCCAAGCGCCUCAUCUCCAUCUUCACGGAGCAGGAGCUGGAGCUGCUCAUCUCGGGGCUGCCCACCAUCGACAUCGACGACCUCAAGGCCAACACCGAGUACCACAAGUACCAGGGCAACUCCAUCCAGAUCCAGUGGUUCUGGCGUGCCCUGCGCUCCUUCGACCAGGCCGACCGCGCCAAGUUCCUGCAGUUCGUGACGGGCACGUCCAAGGUGCCCCUGCAGGGAUUCGCCGCCCUCGAGGGCAUGAACGGCAUCCAGAAAUUCCAGAUCCACCGCGACGACCGCUCCACCGACCGGCUGCCCUCGGCCCACACCUGCUUCAACCAGCUGGACCUGCCGGCCUACGAGAGCUACGAGAAGCUGCGGCACAUGCUGCUGCUGGCCAUCCAGGAGUGCUCCGAGGGCUUCGGGCUGGCCUAGGCCCGCGCCGGCCCCCGCAGGCCUCUAUAAAUAUAUAUAUAUUUUUUGGUUCCA
Molecule: messenger RNA, 12930 nt
Organism: Passer montanus (Eurasian tree sparrow)
Lineage: Eukaryota; Metazoa; Chordata; Aves; Passeriformes; Passeridae
Gene: HUWE1
Product: HECT, UBA and WWE domain containing E3 ubiquitin protein ligase 1
Biological process (GO): Golgi organization; membrane fusion; positive regulation of protein catabolic process
Cellular component (GO): Golgi membrane; nucleus
Molecular function (GO): ubiquitin-protein transferase activity; zinc ion binding; protein binding
Source: RefSeq, a predicted model, not a curated record